Somion occarium is the source of this 900-nucleotide messenger RNA. NCBI's taxonomy places the organism in Eukaryota, Fungi, Basidiomycota, Agaricomycetes, Polyporales, Cerrenaceae. The record is from the annotation of a GenBank genome assembly.
UACACACUGACAUGUUGAUGAUGUUUUGCUUUGCGUCAUAUACUUAUGUCGGAUUGCGUGCAGCGGCGCGGAGUGGCAAAUUCACUUCUAGAACUCCAUCAUGGACAUAGUAGUUCAGGUAACUUGAAGUUCAUCAAUGACAGGGUUCGCUGCAGUUUGAAGAAGCAGAAUCCUGAUGUGAUCGAGGUACCUUGCGUUUUACCACCAUGUAGCCUGUUCUUCUCUGAUUUUCGACCAGGCAGCAAAACGCAGUGGACAGAUUUGCGGGCCAGUGCAACGGUGGUGUCUCAUCUGAAUCGCAGCUGGCCACCCACGGCCUUUCCUCCGCCCACCCAACUUGCAGACCUUACCAUCGAACUUCACCCGAACGUACAUGCGGGCUGUAGAGCAUUUCUUACCAGGCCUCUAAUGUCCGUAAAAGUGGAUAUAGUGGAUAUGCCUCUCGUGGAGGAUCCCAUUUAAUGUCGUCGUGCAUAUCAUCGAUUAUCUGCACGACGAUCUCGAAUCUCUUGGGGCUUGUGCCCUGGUAUCUCAGCCAUCUCUCCAUCCAUGUCGCACAUAUUCCACACCUUGACGGUGAAACUCGCUGAUAGUGAGAAUUUCAUCGAGUUCGCCUGGUCUUCAAUAUGGGUUCUUCGUGUCACAUGGUGCCAGGGACCAACUAUGUUCAUUCCCUUAUUUAGGCCUUGCCACAUCUGCGUGCAAUGAGGCUCGAAAAUUAUGUGUAUUCGCACGGAAGAUACAGAGCAACUGCCGUCUCUGGUUUUGGAGGAGUUGAGUGUGCAGAUGGGAGAUAAGGCUAGUUCGACUUUGGUUGGACUCAUGGGGAUGACCGGCGUGCUUUUAUUGGUGCGCUGGAGGAACUUGGAACCACGAGCACAACAAAUCAGUGCAAUUGAA